Messenger RNA from Ochlerotatus camptorhynchus, 689 nucleotides. RefSeq names its product Golgi-associated plant pathogenesis-related protein 1-like. The coding region runs from base 26 to 640 and encodes 204 amino acids. Gene Ontology annotation, cellular component: extracellular region. The record is from RefSeq and is a predicted model, not a curated record. Lineage: Eukaryota; Metazoa; Arthropoda; Insecta; Diptera; Culicidae. The transcript is spliced from 4 exons.
CGGCGACAUCCAAUUAGUGUGAACAAUGUCAUCCAGGAAAGUAACCUACAUCCAGCACUCGGGAUGUUCUGGUGGCGGCAAUCGCAUCGUAACUGUCACGAAACAUUUUUCUGGAUCCGGAUCGGUACAACAAAUGAUGGCCAUACCUUCGUUGACACCGGUAGUGACCUAUCCAAGCAGUGGUAGUGGCGGUGGAGCCAGUUCGUCGUCCUUCGAUGCUGCCGUUUUGGCCGAACAUAAUCAACUACGUGCCAAGCACUCGGCCGCCCCGUUAACGCUCGAUUCAACCCUCAGCAGCUGCGCACAGGAAUGGGCCAAUAACAUAGCCAGCCGGAAUUGCAUGCAACAUCGGCCAAACAAUCGUUACGGUGAGAAUAUUUACGCUUCCUUCGGCAGAACGAAUGUUUCAGGAGAAGAGGUGGUCCGAUCAUGGUACAAUGAAAUCAAGGACUACCGUUUUGGACAGGCCAAUCCCAGCAACUUCAGUCAGGUGGGCCAUUUCACUCAGGUGGUUUGGAAGAGUUCAACAAAGCUGGGAGUGGGAAUCGCUAAGAAUGGGACUAAUGUGUACGUCGUGUGCAACUACGGUCCCCCAGGAAACUUCAGUGGACAAUACCCGGCUAAUGUUACUCGCAGCUAAUUGUUCACUUGACAGUUUGUGAAAUGGUUAGUUUUAAACUGUAGAUUUU